AUGACGGCCGGGACGCGCCCGCUAACGACAGCGCUAAGAGGACGUGUGACAGCUAAUUAUCCAGACGUCGGCCGCACGCAGGCCGCCGGCGUUUGGCACCGGCGUCUCUUCUCGCGCACGCCGCCCGUCUCUGGCCAGGAGAGCCGGGGGUUCUCAGAGUUGCCAACCCCCAGAGCCAGACCCCCAGAGUCCAGACCCCCAGAGUCAGACCCCCAGAGCCAGACCCCCAGAGUCAGACCCCCAGAGUCCAGACCCCCAGAGUCAGACCCCCAGAGCCAGACCCCCAGAGCCAGACCCCCAGAGCCAGACCCCCAGAGUCCAGACCCCCAGAGUCAGACCCCCAGAGCCAGACCCCCAGAGCUAGACCCCCAGAGCCAGACCCCCAGAGCUAGACCCCCAGAGCCAGACCCCCAGAGCCAGACCCCCAGAGCCAGACCCACAGACCCCCAGAGCCAGACCCCCAGAGCCAGACCCCCAGAGCUAGACCCCCAGAGCCAGACCCCCAGAGCUAGACCCCCAGAGCCAGACCCCCAGAACCAGACCCCCAGAGCCAGACCCCCAGAGACAGACCCACAGACCCCCAGAGUCAGACCCCCAGAGUCAGACCCCCAGAGUCCAGACCCCCAGACCCCCAGAGCCAGACCCCAGAGUCAGACCCCCAGAGCCAGACCCCCAGAGUCCAGACCCCAAGACCCCCAUAGCCAGACCCCCAGACCCCAAGACCCCCAGAGCCAGACUCCCAGAGUCCAGACCCCCAGAGCUAGACCCCCAGAGCUAGACUCCCAGAGUCCAGACCCCCAGACCCCCAGAGCUAGACUCCCAGAGUCCAGACCCCCAGAGCUAGACCCCCAGAGUCCAGACCCCCAGAGCUAG
Messenger RNA from Gadus chalcogrammus (walleye pollock), 873 nucleotides. RefSeq lists its product as uncharacterized. The coding region runs from base 1 to 873 and encodes 290 amino acids. Lineage: Eukaryota; Metazoa; Chordata; Actinopteri; Gadiformes; Gadidae. The record is from RefSeq and is a predicted model, not a curated record. The transcript is spliced from 2 exons.